This is a messenger RNA of Hibiscus syriacus, 447 nucleotides long. RefSeq names its product GDSL esterase/lipase 1-like. The coding region runs from base 1 to 447 and encodes 148 amino acids. NCBI's taxonomy places the organism in Eukaryota, Viridiplantae, Streptophyta, Magnoliopsida, Malvales, Malvaceae. The record is from RefSeq and is a predicted model, not a curated record. The transcript is spliced from 2 exons.
AUGGGUCAUUGGGCUAUACCAUCCCUGAAAGUACUUGUACCUGGAAAUAAUAACGGUUCCUGCUUCGAACCUGUUAAUGAACUCGCUAAACUGAACGAUGCAGCUCUGCCUAAAGCCCUUGAAGAGUUGGAGAUCAAACUAGAUGGAUUUAAAUACUCCAUGCAUUAUUUGAAUAUUUCUUUUGGUGAAAGGCAGAACAAUCCCCAUAAAUAUGAAAAGUAUAGCAUGUUUGGGAAGCGGUCCAUACGAGGAAUUGACAGCUGCGGCGGGAGGAGGGUUGUGACAGAAUAUGAAUUAUGUUCAGAUCCUAGUGAAUAUGUGUUCUUCGACUCCCGGCCAUCUUUCCGACAAGGCCAACGAGCAGAUGCGAAGCUCAUGUGGGAGUGGAACACCCACUAUUACGGGGCCUUACAUCUGAAAGCAUUGUUUCAAGCAUCAUUGAUUUGA